Messenger RNA from Cryptococcus wingfieldii CBS 7118, 1188 nucleotides. RefSeq names its product alternative oxidase, mitochondrial. Gene Ontology annotation, cellular component: mitochondrion. Lineage: Eukaryota; Fungi; Basidiomycota; Tremellomycetes; Tremellales; Cryptococcaceae. The transcript has 4 exons. The coding region runs from base 1 to 1188 and encodes 395 amino acids. Gene Ontology annotation, molecular function: alternative oxidase activity. The record is from RefSeq and is a predicted model, not a curated record. Gene Ontology annotation, biological process: alternative respiration.
AUGGCUCGACCCAUGCUCAGCACCUCCCGCAUCAUGUGUGCUCGCUCGUUCACUUCCACCCGAACUCUUUCGCAGGCCACUCAGCUCAGACACAACAGUCUCUCACUCCAGCCCGGAGUCAGAGAAGCGGACGAGCGACGACACGAGCCUACUGUCGGCUCCGAAGGCAAAGGCGUCGAAGGCCCACACCCCAAAGGCAAGUGCUUCCAGUCUCAUCAAACAUCUGCCAAUGCGUUGAGUGAUGCGACCGGUCCUUGGACUUUGUUCAACCCCAUCUACACGGACAAGAUACGCCAACCUCUUCAUUUAUGUACCUCUCUGAUGCCCCAUCAGGAACUCAAUACCGUCCAAGUCAUCGAACGUACACCCAUCACCGCUGGCGAUAAGGUUGCCAAGGGCAUCGUCAAGUCCCUACGCCGAGUAUUUGAUGUCAUCACUCGCUACACCCCUUACGAAGUCCCAGAAUCCGUUCUGAAACAGAACCCCAUCCCCAUUGCGCAGCUACGCGCGGACGGCAAGCUGCUUUCCGACCACAAGUGGCUCUUCCGCAUCAUUCUUCUCGAGUCUAUCGCUGGUGUCCCGGGGAUGGUUGGGGGUACGUUGAGGCACUUGAGGAGUAUGCGACUUCUGAAGAGGGACGGUGGCUGGAUCCACACUCUAUUGGAAGAAGCAGAGAACGAGAGGAUGCACCUUCUCACGUUCAUGACUAUAGCCCAGCCCAACUGGUUCACCCGAGCCAUUGUCCUCGCCGCCCAGGGCGUAUUCUACAACGCAUUCUUCCUCAUCUACCUCUUCUCCCCCAAAGUCGCCCACCGUUUUGUUGCCGCCUUGGAAGAAGAAGCUGUUCGCACCUACACCCACUGCGUCAAAGAUAUGGAGUCUGGCCUCAUUCCCGAGUGGCAAGACAAGCCUGCACCUCGUAUCGCCAUCGAUUACUGGAGGCUACCAGGUGAUGCCAAGCUUCUUGAUGUCAUCAAAGCCGUCAGAGCGGAUGAGGCUACGCAUAGGUUUGUCAACCAUUCGUUGGCGAAUCUCGACCAGAAGAGGGAUUUCAACCCGUUCGCUUUGGCUGAGGCGAGCCCAGAGGACCGUGGCCUCAAAUGGGGCUAUACUCGAGAAGAGUCGGUGCUCUUUGCUCAGCGACAGCAACAGAAGUUGAUUGAAGAGUCUACACAAAAGACCCACUGA